Messenger RNA from Drosophila willistoni, 1285 nucleotides. RefSeq lists its product as uncharacterized. The record is from RefSeq and is a predicted model, not a curated record. The transcript has 5 exons. Lineage: Eukaryota; Metazoa; Arthropoda; Insecta; Diptera; Drosophilidae. Bases 35 to 1204 code for a protein of 389 amino acids.
GAGUUAGUCUAAAUCGUUUAGUUGUUCCAGUGAAAUGGCUGUUGCACCCAGUAAGCUUUUGGAAUGGCCCUUGAAUCGACUCCAUUGUUCCCGUGUCUUACAUAGCCGACCAUAUCAGAGCUGUACACAGGCUUUGCUCUGGAAUAUUUUUCGUAAUCAUGUAUCCAGUGCCAAAUAUUAUUCCCCAUUGCUGCUGUUUCCUCUGCUGACUAAGCGUCAUCAGCUCAACAGGAAUGUUCUAAGGGACAUCAUAAGAAACUAUGCCCAAUCCGCAAGUUUUGCAGCUUGCCUUAAUGCAUUCACAUUUUACUUUAUGUGCAUUGCAAGACGAAUAAAUGGGCGAUUCGUUUGCAGUUGGACACCUUUGCUGUCCUGUUGGCUAUCUUCACAAAUUUGCUGGUGGAUGCCACCGCCAGUCUUACUUUAUUUUGUUACAGGAACAACUCAUGCUGCUCUGGAGAGUAUGCUGCGACAAUUGAAUGUUGGUCUAGUGCAUUCCCAACUUGGUCAAACAUUCAUAUUCAUGAUUUGUUCCCUGGUGGUAUUGCAUUUUCAACAGCUACGAAAAUACUCCGGAUUUUGGUUUAUAAAACCGUCUGCUUUGCCCAAAGAUUUCUGCGACUGGUCACUAGGCAAACGUCUGAAGCAUAGUGUGAACCAACUAGGUACUUAUCUGGGUAUUGGUUUUGCCUUGGACCUGGUAAAUGCACUGACGCAGAGAGAUCUAAAACCACUACAAAAGUUGAGGACAACCGGUUUUCUGGGAACCUACAUAGGAAUAUUUAAGUUGGUGCAAUGUCUGCUUUUGGGAAAGGUCUUUGACCUUAAUGUCACAAACCUAGUGGCCGGAUUUCUAAGCGGCAGCGCCUAUAUCUUUCUAAAUCGUUUGACUUUCAUGAGUUUUGCUAUUGUAAUUGCCAUUCAAGUCAUUUGGCAGCAAUUCUGUGCAGGAACAAGUGGAAAGAGCCAAGUAUUGGAACUACUAAAGAGCAUGCCUUUGGCUAAAUUGCUGAUACCCUGUAAUUUAGCAUAUUUAGUGCACAUUUUCUUCUACCAUGAAAAAUGUCUAAACACAUUGGCAAAGAAUUUCAUAGACUGCACCUGCGAUCAUAAUGGACAGCGUUUGCUUGAUUUAAUGCGAUUACCGAAUGUAAGCACUAUAAUGUCUACGGUUAAUAAAUUUCCAAUUAUGCCAUUUCUGUAAGAGCCAAAACCAAAUGUCAUAAACUAUGGCAAGUUAAAUAAAGACAAGUAUCUACUUGGUACCAUUUGACGCUAUCACGAA